Molecule: messenger RNA, 1719 nt
Organism: Peronospora farinosa
Lineage: Eukaryota; Oomycota; Peronosporomycetes; Peronosporales; Peronosporaceae
Source: the annotation of a GenBank genome assembly
AUGCUCUUCACCAUUCGCAACGUGAUUUUACGGCAGAACCAAUCAGUUGCAGUCCGCGCUGCGAUCUCUUACAUCGCGUCCAAGACACCUUCUACAACACUCGCUAACAAGCGUCAAGCGGGUUCCUUUUCUACCGUUAUCCCAGAUAAAAACGUUCAAGAUCAUGCCAUGUCGCAGCCUGGCUUCGCCAUCAUGCGCACACCCACCACCAAUAAGGGACAAGCCUUCACCAAGGAAGAGCGAGCGGCGUUCAAGCUCCACGGACUUUUGCCCGUUGCGGUCACCUCUAUCGAGAUCGAGACGGAGCGUGCUAUGAAGCAGUUGCGUCACAAAAGCACGCCUCUUGAAAAAUACAUAUUUUUGCAAAACAUGCAGGACACCAACGAGGAUGUGUACUACCGAAUGCUUACGGAGAAUAUUGUCGAGCUCCUGCCGAUAGUGUACACGCCCACAGUCGGUCAAGCUUGCCAGGAGUUCAGCCAUAUAUAUCAUCAGACACCUCGAGGGUUGUACAUCUCCAUCAACGACAUCGGUCACGUAGCCGAGAUCCUGGACAACUGGCCGGAGAAGGACAUUCGCGCCAUUUGUUUCACGGACGGCGAGCGCAUUCUUGGUCUGGGCGACCAAGGCGCUAAUGGCAUGGGUAUUCCUGUUGGCAAACUGGCGCUGUACACGGUGUGCGCCGGUGUGCCGCCCCAGAUGUGUCUGCCUGUUGUACUUGACUGUGGUACGAACAAUGAGGAGUGCCUGGUCGACCCCUUUUACAUUGGUCUGCGCCAGAAGCGUGUGCGCGGUGAGCUGUUUGAGAAGCUUGUGGAGGAGUUCAUGGAUGCCGCGAAGGCCAAAUACGGCACCAGCGUGCUAUUGCAGUUCGAAGACUUUGGCAACUCGACCGCCUUCAAUCUACUACGCAAGUACCAGAACUCUCACUGCACGUUCAAUGACGACAUCCAAGGUACGGCCUCAGUGGUUCUUGCCGGUCUGCUUGCUGCCGUUCCGAUAACAGGCAAACCGAUCUCAAAGCAAAAGUUCGUCUUCCUGGGCGCUGGCACUGCUGGUACGGGAAUUGCCGACCUUAUCUCUCUGGCCAUUUCUCGUGAGACCGGCAAGAAAGUGGAAGAAUCCCGCAAGCAGAUAUGGUUGGUGGACUCUCGUGGCCUGAUUGUCAAAUCUCGAACGAAUUCACUUCAGCCACACAAGCUGCCGUACGCGCAUGAUGCCCCGGAGUGCGGAAAUCUUGUUGAGGCUCUCGACCGUAUACAGCCCACAGCCCUUAUGCACCCAAUUAUCUUCGCGCUGAGCAAUCCUACGUCCAAGGCCGAAUGCACAGCGAAAGAGGCUUACACAUUCACGAAUGGCAAGUGUAUUUUUGCCAGUGGUAGUCCGUUCGACCCCGUAGAGAUCAACGGUAAGCUUUACGUUCCUGGCCAAGGUAACAACUCCUACAUUUUUCCAGGUGUUGGUUUGGGCGUCGUCGCCUCUCGCCUGACUCACGUGGACGAUGAGAUUAUGAUCAUUGCUGCCAAAACCUUAGCCAGUCUAACCACUCCCGCUGACUUAGAGACUCGUUGUGUCUACCCGCCGAUAUCCAGCAUCCGGGAUGUAUCGCUAAAGAUUGCGGAAGCUGUCGCGGAAUAUGGUUUCCAGCAAGGCUUUUCUACUAUAUCAAAGCCGGAGAACAUAAUGCAGUACCUGCGAGACUUCAUUUACAACCCAUAG